Culex quinquefasciatus (southern house mosquito) is the source of this 2328-nucleotide messenger RNA. RefSeq lists its product as uncharacterized. The record is from RefSeq and is a predicted model, not a curated record. The transcript is spliced from 3 exons. Lineage: Eukaryota; Metazoa; Arthropoda; Insecta; Diptera; Culicidae. The coding region runs from base 201 to 1445 and encodes 414 amino acids.
CCUAAUGCUUCCUUCAUCCCCUACUAGACUUUAGUAGCUUUUCGCAUUUCCACAAUGUCAGUCUAGCUUUUCCUCACUGUCGGGCGCGUUUUUUUCCUCCAAUGUGUUGGUUCUUUGUGCAAAGAGUUUAGACUAAAUGGCUAGAAAGUUUUCCACCGUUUUCAGUGAAUUUCCACGGUUGGUGACGGAGUACUAGUGCCAUGGUUGGCCACAGCGGGGAAAUGCUCGUGCGGCCACAAUUGUCCCCGAGGGUACCACAAUCGCCACCACAGCAGCAGCACCACCACCAGGACUAUCCGGUGUUUAUUCCGCCGAGGAAGCGCCAAGCCGGCAAGAAAACGCCCAUCGGCAAUCACGUAGAUCAUAUUGUUCAUUUACAGGGAAACAAAAAAGACUGGAAUUUAUCGCCGGAAUCGGACGCGGUGCGCAAAACCAAACGCUGGAACAGCGAGGAAAUCAUAGAGAUCGACAGCACGCGGAAACACAUCAGCCAGGAAGGGAUGGACGAGGACGACGAUUUGAACGAACUGCAGCAGUUUCAUCCGCUCAAGGACAGCUCGACGGUUACGCCGAGUAGCAUCUCGGAGAGCAGUCUGGACAGACGGUCGAGCAAGUCCCACGAGUUGCUCACGGGCGGCAGUGGCAAGCGGUCCAAGAAGCGGGUCAACAUUCGAACGGAUAUGGACGAGAUCAAUGGGAGGCGGACGCCAUCGGCCAUAUGUAACUACGAAGAUUUGGAGUCGGGCGAAACGAGCGUGCUGAACGGCGAUAUGGACCAGUACAGUUUGGAUCGGUAUAAUACGAGACGGUCGAUGUCACCGGAUAACUAUCUCACGUUGACGGGAACUAUCAAGCGUGGUCGCAAAAAGGGACAAUCCGUUGAUGUUCAGCUGAACAUUUCACGCGAAGAGUUGGAGCAGAUCAACAAGCAGGCUCUCGCCGUGCACGAGGAAGUUUGUCGUACAAAGAAGCAGUGCUGCUGCCAGUGUACCCUCCGGGCCGGUCUUCACGUCCUGCUACUAUCGCUCGUAUGUCUGCCAUUCGUCACGCUGACCACCAGCAUUUACUCGUUCUACAUUGGGACCGUCACGUGGUACAACAUGUUCACCUAUUUCAACGAAGAAAAGUCCUACUUUCACAAACUGUUGAUGUCUCCGCUGCUGAUACUGGCCUACCCGCUGGCGAUCGUGUUUUGCACCCUCGGCCUAGGUUUGUACGCCGGGCUGAAGCAGAUCAGUCUUCACUUCACCGCCUGGUUGAACGAGAUCAGCGACGUCGAAAAAGGUUUCUACGGCUGGUUGUGCUCCUUUUUGCACCUGUCCGACUGCAGCCCGUAUGAAGUGGUAAUCCUGACGGACAUUUGUCCCAGCGGGGUGGGAACGGACCAGCCGCUGCAGAGCGAGUCGACCCAGAUCAACUCUUCGACGGAGGAGUUGUCGCUUUAAGCUGGUUAUAUCUAAUUCUCUCUCUCUCGCAAUGGCGUAACUAAUCAUGUAGAUAUCUCAAUCCGCGUCAACUAUGUCUCAACUUGUGUAUAAUUUCGUUUAGGUUAAAAUAUAAUUUGAAGCCCUCACCCUACCAGAGAAGACCCAUCGAACGGCACAAAAGGUACGAGGGACCAACUUUAGAGCACAUUAGAAGGAUAGUUUGAGCACCUGUUUAGUAGGUGUUUUCGUCGGCACUAAUAUUUUAAGUUGAAAAACAGAUCCGCCAGUAGAAUCAAAAGAAAACAACCGGUCUAAUCAGUGGCUUUAUCAAACAUCAGAGUUUCCCGGAAUCCAAGGCAGGCGCAAUUUACAGCUUCAAUAUGAGUUCGGAUCUCACUGCUGCAUGUACGAGGACUCUUUGGAGUUACGGUCUAAGUGUCUCUGCCUACCAUCGUAUUACCUAUUGCCUGGCACGUUUUUGACACAUGGACUCACUCGCAUAGAAAAGCUUGAAAUUGGGCCAUUGCAAAUAUUUUCCAAAGCUUAUGUCCCUUAACUAAUGCAAAGAAAACAUAAUUUUGAUUUACUUGCCAUGUUUAACAUUUCGAUGGAAAAUGUUUGUGAAAUGCAUUAUACUGGUUUACAGUCAUAUGUUUUCAAAAAUCUUUUUUUUUUUUUGUGAUAAAAAUUACAUCACAAAUACAAAUAUCAUAAAAUUCUUUAAUUGUAAUUCUUAAACUUUAAAAUACAAACAUUCUAGCCUUCUCAAAUUUUUAGGUAACACUUUUCUUUAAUUUUAAUAUUUAGAAUAUUAUAAUCUUAUGUAAUUAUGUUUUUUUUUGUGAUUAGGAAAUCUCUCAACUUGUACAAUUCUGAAAAAAAAAAUAAUUUGAAAAAUUCU